This is a messenger RNA of Ambispora leptoticha, 804 nucleotides long. Lineage: Eukaryota; Fungi; Glomeromycota; Glomeromycetes; Archaeosporales; Ambisporaceae. The record is from the annotation of a GenBank genome assembly.
AUGGCAAUUUAUUCAGAUGAAGUGAAGGCGUUAAAAUUGAAGAUGUUGGUCAAGACGACCGCUAUAAAGCUUAAGGAUUUGAAUACUGAAAAACUUAACUGGUUCAAAUGUGUAAUAGAAAUAUCAAAGGGUAACGAUAACGUAUUGGCGGAUACAAAGCGGAAGCUUUGGUAUUUUAAUGGCGGAAUCGCUUCACCUCAAACACCAUUUUUUGCUGAUAACUCUGAAGAUAAGGUAAAAAUUUCUCCUGAAAAACGCCUUACGGUUCCAGCCGACUUGGAUUCAGAAUAUAAACAUUUAAUGGAUUCUUCUUGUUAUAAAAACCCUCGUCUUCGACUAACCAUAGAUAUAGUUCGUGAUGAACUUGAAAUUCUAUUGGAUAUACAAUACGAAUCUAUACGCGGAAGCUUUCGAAUAAUACGUAAGAAAAGAAGGGCCGAAGCAAAUCAAGCAAGAUAUCUACUUGGUUGGUACCUUCUUGAUGGACAAGAGGGUGUGCUUCAAGAUGAACUUGAUGCUAUAAAAUAUUUACGGCAGGUUUCUGAUGAUCUGCCAGUUGGUACUUAUACUGCCGCAGCGCAAUAUUUGUACGCGCGGACGUGUUUGAAUGGACUUGAAUACUUAGAAAAGGCCGUAAAAGCACGUGAUAAGAAUGCAUUGUUUUGGUAUGCUGAUAUUUUACUAAAUGGCGAACAUGAUGUACCAAUCGAUAUUAAGGAUGCCGAGAGAUAUUUUAGAGAGACUAACAGACCAGAUGCAGAAUCUGCAUUAGAGAAACUAAAAGCUAAGAUUGAAAGCGGUUAG